This is a messenger RNA of Puma concolor (puma), 1197 nucleotides long. It is a transcript of the gene TRHR, whose product is annotated as thyrotropin releasing hormone receptor. The record is from RefSeq and is a predicted model, not a curated record. NCBI's taxonomy places the organism in Eukaryota, Metazoa, Chordata, Mammalia, Carnivora, Felidae. Gene Ontology annotation, cellular component: membrane. Gene Ontology annotation, biological process: phospholipase C-activating G protein-coupled receptor signaling pathway. Gene Ontology annotation, molecular function: thyrotropin-releasing hormone receptor activity.
AUGGAAAACGAGACAGUAAGUGAACUGAACCAAACACAGCUUCAACCCAGAGCAGUGGUGGCCCUAGAAUACCAAGUGGUCACCAUCUUCCUUGUGCUCGUUAUUUGUGGUUUGGGCAUCGUGGGCAACAUCAUGGUGGUCCUGGUGGUCAUGAGAACCAAGCACAUGAGGACCCCCACAAACUGCUACCUGGUGAGUCUGGCAGUAGCUGAUCUCAUGGUCCUGGUGGCUGCUGGCCUCCCCAACAUAACAGACAGUAUCUAUGGGUCCUGGGUCUACGGCUAUGUGGGAUGCCUCUGCAUCACUUACCUCCAGUACUUGGGCAUUAAUGCCUCCUCUUGUUCCAUCACAGCCUUUACCAUUGAGAGGUACAUAGCAAUCUGUCACCCCAUCAAAGCCCAGUUUCUCUGCACAUUUUCCAGAGCCAAAAAGAUCAUCAUCUUUGUCUGGGCUUUCACAUCGAUUUACUGUAUGCUCUGGUUCUUCUUGCUGGAUCUCAAUAUUAGCACCUACAAAGAUGCUAUUGUGGUGUCCUGUGGCUACAAGAUCUCCAGGAAUUACUACUCACCUAUUUACCUAAUGGACUUUGGUGUCUUUUAUGUUGUGCCGAUGAUACUGGCCACCGUCCUCUAUGGAUUCAUAGCUAGGAUCCUCUUCUUAAAUCCCAUUCCUUCAGAUCCUAAAGAAAACUCUAAGACAUGGAAAAAUGACUCAACCCACCAGAACAAGAAUAUGAAUUCAAAGACCUCUAAUAGAUGUUUCAACAGCACAGUAUCUUCAAGGAAGCAGGUCACCAAGAUGCUGGCAGUGGUUGUAAUUCUGUUUGCCCUUUUAUGGAUGCCCUACAGGACUCUUGUCGUUGUCAACUCGUUUCUCUCCAGCCCUUUCCAAGAAAAUUGGUUCUUGCUCUUUUGCAGAAUUUGCAUUUAUCUCAACAGUGCCAUCAACCCAGUGAUUUAUAAUCUCAUGUCCCAGAAAUUCCGUGCAGCCUUCAGAAAGCUCUGCAACUGCAAGCAGAAGCCAGUGGAGAAACCCGCUAACUACAGUGUGGCCCUAAAUUACAGUGUCAUCAAGGAGUCAGAUCAUUUCAGCACAGAGCUUGAUGAUAUCACUGUCACUGACACUUACUUGUCUGCCACAAAAGUGUCUUUUGAUGAUACCUGCUUGGCUUCUGAAAUAACCUUUAAUCAAAGCUGA